Messenger RNA from Desarmillaria tabescens, 1512 nucleotides. Its product is annotated as aldehyde dehydrogenase. The coding region runs from base 1 to 1512 and encodes 503 amino acids. The transcript has 16 exons. Lineage: Eukaryota; Fungi; Basidiomycota; Agaricomycetes; Agaricales; Physalacriaceae. The record is from RefSeq and is a predicted model, not a curated record. Gene Ontology annotation, molecular function: aldehyde dehydrogenase (NAD+) activity.
AUGCCUUCUACCUUCACCUACACAUUCGAUACCCCGCUCUACAAGGGCAAAUCAACUUUCAACACCGGUCUCUUUAUCAAUGGAGAGUUUGUUGAUCCCGUUGACCGUGAUGCUAAGAUUGAUGUGGUCAAUCCUUCGACAGGGAAACUGAUCACAUCUGUUUCCGCAGGGUCAGACAAGGAUGUAGACAUCGCUGUCAAGGCAGCAAAACAGGCGUACAAGACCUCCUGGGGUCUUAAGGUACCUGGAAGUGUUCGGGGUCGAAUGCUGAGCAAGUUGGCCGAUUUGAUCGAGAAGAACGCGGACGAGUUCGCGGCUUUAGAAGCUUUGAAUGUCGGUAAACCAUUUGGAGUGGCAAGGAUGGCUGACGUCGCAUCUACCAUCGAUACUAUACGCUACUACGCUGGAUGGGCUGAUAAAAUCCAAGGUAAAACUAUCGAGACCAACGAACAAAAGCUCUCGUACACCAGACACGAGCCUUAUGGCGUCGUCGGCCAAAUUGUUCCCUGGAACUAUCCCUUGAGCAUGAUUUCUUGGAAGAUCGGCCCUGCUCUAGCUACCGGAAACGUGAUUGUUCUCAAGCCCUCCGAAUUGACCCCACUGACGGCUCUCAGGCUUGCCGGACUCUGUAAUGAAGCAGGUUUCCCGCCAGGCGUCAUUAACAUCGUAAAUGGAUACGGACAUACUGUUGGACAGGCUAUCAGCGAACACCCUGUUAUUGAGAAGAUUGCUUUUACGGGAAGUACAGCUACAGGAAGAAAAAUCCAAAUCGCGUCAGCACAGUCCAAUCUGAAAACUGUGACUCUGGAGCUUGGCGGAAAGAGCCCAAACAUUAUCUUCGAUGACGCUAACCUUGAGCAAGCGAUCAAAUGGGCCACCAGGGGCAUUUUCUCCAAUAUGGGUCAAAACUGCAAUGCUGGCUCUCGGAUUUUCGUGCAAGAGGGCAUAUAUGACAAAUUCCUUCCAAUGUUCGCCCAGGCUGCUCGUUCUCUCCAGUCAGCCACCGGAGAUCCCUUCCACCCGUCCACGAAACACGGCCCACAGGUUUCACAAACUCAGUUCGACCGCGUGAUGGGCUACAUCGACUCAGCAAAGAACGACGGUGCAAAUAUUCAUAUUGGUGGUUCGAGACACGGUUCAGAGGGCUACUUUAUCCAGCCGACGAUCGUAACGGAGUGUACACCUGACAUGAAGAUCGUACAAGAAGAGGUCUUUGGUCCAGUAGCCGCAGUCAUCAAGUUCAAGACUGAGGAAGAGGUCAUCGAGAUGGCGAAUAACACGGUCUAUGGUCUCUCAAGUGCUGUCUUUACGGAGAACUCAAGUCGUGCGAUUCGAGUAGCACAUGCUCUUGAGGCGGGACAGGCGUUCGUUAACUGCUUUAACUCUGUGGAGAAAAACAUGCCGUUUGGUGGGUACAAACAAUCUGGAAUUGGAAGGGAAUUGGGUGAGUACGCGAUCGACAUGUAUACACAAGUCAAGGCUGUCCACAUCAAUGUUGGUCUUAAGCUUUAA